GCUUUUGUCGCUAUCUUCACUUCAGUCCAAUCAUUUUUCAAUAAACGGGACUGACUAAAUUUGUCGAGUCCAGUCAAAUUACUUUAUCAGUAAGCCCGCUAUAUAAUACGUUUAUCUCCAACAAAACACUUUAGUUGUAAAAGGAUCAAGACAAGACAAAAUGAGUUUGGUAGCUAACACCGGGAAACUAGCGGGACGUACGCUGUUUAUAACGGGUGCUUCCCGUGGUAUUGGCAAGGCCAUCGCCCUCAAGGCAGCUAAGGAUGGUGCUAACGUGGUGGUCGCGGCGAAAACGGCCGAGCCGCAUCCCAAGCUACCAGGCACUAUUUACACCGCUGCAGAAGAAAUUGAGGCCUUAGGUGGUAAGGCCCUGCCAUGCAUUGUGGACGUCAGGGACGAGAAAGCGGUGCAAAAGGCGAUAGAUGAAGCUGUUAAAAAGUUCAACGGCAUCGACAUUCUGAUCAACAAUGCAUCUGCUAUCUCGCUCACGGACACGCCCAACACCGACAUGAAGAGAUACGACCUUAUGCACUCAAUCAACACCAGGGGCACCUUUUUGGCUUCAAAGCUCUGCUUGCCGCACCUGAAGAACAGCAACCACGCACACAUCCUGAACCUGUCGCCGCCGCUCAACAUGAACCCCUUCUGGUUCGCGACGCACGUAGCGUACACGAUGGCCAAGUACGGCAUGUCGAUGUGUGUGCUGGGCAUGAGCCACGAGUUCAAGCCGUUCAACAUCGGCGUCAACGCGCUCUGGCCCAUGACUGGCAUCGCGACGGCCGCCAUUGAGAUGCUGACGGGCGACGUGUCGACGAGCCGCAAGCCUGAAAUCGUUUCCGACGCCGCUUACUUCAUGCUGUGCCAGGACCCGAAGACCUACACAGGCAACUUCGCCAUCGACGAAGAUGUUGUGAAGAAAGCAGGAGUCACUGACCUCACACCCUAUGCCUGCGAUCCUAGUAACAUAGAUAAUCUGUUACCCGAUUUCUUUUUGGACGUGCCCGGCUCACCUUCUGCGCAGGCCGCGAAAAAGGAGGGCAAGCCCGAAGGCCAGAUCCCCACAUUGUUCGCAUCUAUCGGCAAGAGCCUGUCACCUGAUUUGGUCAAGAAGACGCAAGCCGUUUACCAGUUCAAUGUCAAAGGUAAAGAAGAGGGCGUGUGGCACAUCGACCUCAAGAACGGAGACGGCGCUUGCGGCCAGGGCGAGCCCAAGAGCCCGCCCGACGCGACGCUCACCAUGGACAGCGGCAACUUCUCUGACAUGUUUGCUGGCAAGCUGAAGCCAGCCACCGCCUUCAUGAUGGGCAAACUCAAAAUCAAGGGAGACCUGCAGAAGGCCAUGAAGCUCGAGAAGAUGAUGAAAUCCCUCCAGAAGAAGUAAAUUUGCCAAAGCGUUGUUCAAUGUUACGCCUCCGACAGACAGACUGACAAUCAUUGUCGAGCAUAUCAAAAUUGUCUAAGUCCUUAUAACUAA
Messenger RNA from Cydia amplana, 1474 nucleotides. RefSeq names its product hydroxysteroid dehydrogenase-like protein 2 (gene Hsdl2). Gene Ontology annotation, cellular component: mitochondrion. The transcript has 12 exons. Bases 161 to 1381 code for a protein of 406 amino acids. NCBI's taxonomy places the organism in Eukaryota, Metazoa, Arthropoda, Insecta, Lepidoptera, Tortricidae. The record is from RefSeq and is a predicted model, not a curated record.